AAAAAGACAAGAAAAACAACACAAAAACAAGACAUCAAAAGCUUCGCCUAAGGAGCCAUGGCUAUAUUAUCGAUAAAACUACCUAUUCACAUACAUCCUUUGUCCCUUUCCUUUCGAUUUCAUGAUCGGUGUGAAGGCUGCAGUUUUCGAAACCAAGGUGAAUACUAUGGAGGCUAUCGAUGUAAUGAUUCUGACUGCAAUCGUGUUCUGUUUCACAAGGAAUGCGCCGAGUCACCACUUGAAAUCAACCACCCUUCUCACCCGGAACAUCCUCUCCGGCUUACAGAGAGGCCUCCAAGAUAUGAAUGUGAUAUAUGCGGCAUUCAUCACUUAGCUGAUGUGCCGUAUUUUUAUCAUUGUUCCAUAUGUGACUUCAACGUCGACACAUCAUGUGCGCGGAAACCACCACCGCCACCUACUCAUGAUUUUCAAGACCUACCAUUUGUCUUUCCAAAGAUAAGUGGAAUAUACAAUUGUUGUGGAGUAUGUGGGCACUCAGUUGUUGCUGGUAAAUAUUAUUAUUCACUACCUUCUCGGGAUCAGUAUGCUCAUUUGGAGUGUAUAUAUCAUGAGAAAAAAGUAAACCUUCCUUUUCACCCUAAUCACCCUCUUGAGCUCACCAUAUCUAAAUCCCUCCCUGAUGAUGCCGAAAAAGCAUGUGUUUUGUGUGGAGUGAGAUCGGAAAUUGUGAUGUAUUACUGCUUAAUAUGUGACUUCAGCAUGUGCCUAAACUGUGUGAGAAGCCCUCCACCUCUUACGGCCAAGUCUCUUAUUUAUGUCUUCAAUGUGAUGUUAUGGUCCAUCGAAGUUGUAUUGGCUUACCGCAUUGAAUCAGUUUCAUGGGGCUUCAUUUGCCCCAAAUAUGUUGUUCAUUCGCAAUGUGCAACAAGUUACAACGUUUGGGAUGGGAUAGAACUUGAAGGGAUACCAGAAGAAGCUGAAGAUCUUCCGUUUAAGGUGGUUGGUGAUAACCUGAUAAAUCAUUUCAGCCACGAGAAACAUAAUCUAAGGCUUACCAAUGAAGACAUUAUUUAUGAUGAAAGUAGCCGAUGUGAAGCAUGCAUCUUUCCUCGCAACUCUGGUUCGAUAUAUUGUUGCGAUCAAUGUACUUUUUUCCUUCAUGAAAAAUGUGCACAUCUGCCUAUGAAGAGACGCCACUUAAUAUACAACAGACCAUUUACCCUACAUGCUAGAGGAAAAGAUCUCCAAAUAGAUUGGUUCUCAUGUGACGCUUGUGGAAAACAAUCGACUGGUUUCAGGUACAUCUCUGAUGAUUUAAUGCUUGAUGUACAUUGCAGUUCCGUUUCCGAACCGUUCGUCCAUGAUGGCCAUGUACAUCCCUUAUAUUACAAAGAAGAAGCCAGUACCAAGUGUGAUUCAUGUCAUAAGCUGUCUUAUAACAUGCUUGGUUGUGAUGUUUGUGACUUUAGUUUGGAUUUUUGUUGUGCAAAUUUGCCAAAGACACUUAAGCACAAAUACGAUAGACAUCCUCUCUCCCUAUGUUAUGGUGAAAAGGCAAGUGGUAAAUAUUGUUGUGAUAUUUGCGAGACGGAAAUGGAUCCAAGUAAGUGGUUCUACACAUGCGAUGAUUGUGUGGUCACAUUCCAUAUUGACUGUGUUUUUGGGGAUUUCUCACGCUUCAUCGCAGGAUCCAUAUUCGAGACUAUAAUAUACACAUUUGAAGUGGUUCCUACCAAAGAUACUACACGACAGCUAUGCUCCCAGUGUCACUCUCGAUGCAAAACACCUUUCAUUCUAAAGGCUCUUAGCCAAACUGAAGAUUAUUGUAUUUGUUCUUUCAAGUGUCUUAGUUCAUAUUUUUCUAAGUUAUGAAUCUCGUGAGAGAACUCUUUUUCACA
This is a messenger RNA of Arabidopsis thaliana (thale cress), 1859 nucleotides long. Its product is annotated as Cysteine/Histidine-rich C1 domain family protein. NCBI's taxonomy places the organism in Eukaryota, Viridiplantae, Streptophyta, Magnoliopsida, Brassicales, Brassicaceae. The transcript has 3 exons. The record is from RefSeq and is marked reviewed. The coding region runs from base 58 to 1833 and encodes 591 amino acids.